This is a messenger RNA of Closterium sp. Naga37s-1, 597 nucleotides long. The record is from the annotation of a GenBank genome assembly. NCBI's taxonomy places the organism in Eukaryota, Viridiplantae, Streptophyta, Zygnematophyceae, Desmidiales, Closteriaceae.
AUGUUACGCGCCCCGUCCCCUAGUCGCGCGCCCUGUCCCGUCGCCGCGCCGCCCCCCCCCUGCCCCACCUCGUCGCGAGCCCUACCCACCGCCACGUCGCGCGCCCUGCCCGUCGUCGACGUGCGCAGCUGUCCCGCCGUCGACGCGCGCGGCCUCCCCGCCGUCGACGCCUGCGCGCGUGUUUUGCCCACCGCCCUCCAUCUCCCCGGCCACCCUUCCCUCCUCGCGGCCACCCUCCCAUACCCUCUCGUGGGCGGCCUGCGUCACCUCCCUGCAGGCGCCUUCCCCUCCCCUCGUGGUGCGCCUUCUUCUGCCGUUUCUGCACCACCUCCUCCUUCUCCCCUCACCCCAUCCGCCUCUUCACCCUCCUCCUCCUCCUCCUCUCCUCAUUCUUUCCUCCCUUCCGUGCCUCUCCUCCCUUCCUCCACCUCCUUCCCCUCCACAUCUGCCACCUGGCUGCGUAUUACUACUUGCCACUUGGUGAUCGUGACCCUACUUCCUCCCCACAAUCCGCUCCUUCACCCUCCUCCUCCUCUUCUCUCUCCCUCUGUUUCUCCCGCCCUCUCACCUCUUCCUCCGCCUCUCUUCUCUCCCUAA